Molecule: messenger RNA, 1622 nt
Organism: Hypomesus transpacificus
Lineage: Eukaryota; Metazoa; Chordata; Actinopteri; Osmeriformes; Osmeridae
Product: pentraxin fusion protein-like
Exons: 3
Coding region: 430-1113 (227 amino acids)
Source: RefSeq, a predicted model, not a curated record
AAAUGGAAAAUGCUUCAGCUCGACCUAGAGAGGUACGAGGCAUAAAGGUGUAUAGAUGUCCAGGUUCAUCGUCCCAGGAGGGCAGACCUGAACACACUGCUGCCUUCACAUGUGUUGUUCCUGGCAACAACACUGUCUAAGGCGAACAUGACCAAAGAUGAAAGUGUUUGUGUGUGCUUCUAUUUGUGUUUCUCUGUGAGUGAUUGUGUGUGUGUGUGCGCGCGCGCGCGAGUGCGUGUGUGUUUGCUUGUCAGACAGACACUCCAGUGUCAGUCAGUUCCGAAGCCACGCGACCCAUUGUCACUGUAAACGGCUGCUGAGCUGAUGUCAUGGUUUGUGCUAGGAGGGAAGAGGACUCAGACUCCCUGGCAUAACUACCACAGCCAGCCUGACUGAGUGAGCACCACAAGGCCCUCUGGAGAAAUAAACAUGAGUGUCUGCAGUGACAAGGUUGCUGGUAUUCUCAUACUGUGCUUCUUUGGCCUGUGUUCAGCCAGUGAAGUGGGUCUGGGGGGCAAGGUCCUGGUCUUCCCUUACGAGACAGACUUCAGCUUCGUGGCCCUGAUCCCCCAGAAGGAGAUGGAGCUGCGCUCGUUCACGCUGUGCAUGCGCGUUGCCACGGAGCUACAGGGCGAGCGUCAGAUCAUCCUCUUCGCCUACCGCACCUCCGACUACGACGAGCUCAACGUGUGGCGCGAGAAGGACGGCCGCGUCUCCUUUUACCUGAGCGGGGACGGUGUCUCCUUCCACCUGCCACCCAUCUCCACCUUCCGCACCAGCCUCUGCCUCACCUGGGAGUCCAGCUCUGGGCUGUCGGCCUUCUGGGUGGACGGCCGGCGCAGCACCUACCAGGUGUACAAGCCCGGCCACACAGUGAGGCCCAAGGGAACCGUCCUCCUGGGGCAGGAUCCAGACAAGCACCUGGGGGACCUGGAGGCCGUGCAGAGCUUCGUGGGAGAGGUGACCGACCUCAACAUGUGGGACUACGUGCUCCCCAGGAGCCAGGUCCAAGCCUGGCACUACGGCCACCGUGUCCCCAAGGGCAACAUCUUUGACUGGGCCACCAUCGAGUACCAGCUGAAUGGGAACGUGAUGGUGGUGGAUGAUGACUGACUCGGCGUGGAGUCACGCGCUCGUGCAGACGGGUAUGUGUGUGUCUGGACUGGGCUUGUGAUACUGAUGUUUUUCUGCGGUUGUUUUUAACUUCUCGUCUGUGUGUCUCGUCUGUGUGUCUGGGCCUCUCUACUGCUGGUCCUGAGUAGGGAGGCAGUCCUGAAUGGACUUCCUGUGGCCUGGUAGUGGCCAAAGUGGGACAUUAUGGGUUCACUCGAAUUUCCUUAUCUCGAAAGCCAUGAACUGUAUAUACAAGAGAAACCUGGAGCACUGGAUUGAUUAACGUCAUUCAUCUACCCUUUGUGCUAGGCCUUAGUAGUCACUAAAUAGUGGGAACAUCUAUUUAGAAUAAUCUUGGUUCUCCUUAACCAAAUCCAAGUUUUUCCUCGUGUUAUAAUAUUAUCGUGUCAUUUAACUAAAAGGAUUUCUUUCUUUUUUUUACGUUAGCCAGUACUGAAUUUAAAACAAACAAAAAACAUUGGUGUCAACUGCUCGUGGAAGUCAAGUGG